GUUAGUAUCGUAAAGAAACGGUGUCAGCGUCCUAGUGCAUUUUUUUUUUAAAUCUUUGCCCAAGUCAACCUUACACUGGAAUCUCACGAUCAUCGGAAGUCUUAUUAAAAAAUGGAAAGUACUGAAUUAAACGAAAUGGAAAGUCUUCUACUUAAUGUUGAAAGACCAAUUUUCACCAAUCAAGAAAAAUUCGAUAAUAAUUUUCAAAAAAAUGGACCGUCUGAAAAAAAAAAAGGAAUGUUUGGCCAACUUAAGGCUAGUUGUUGCAGUCAAUGUUCUGCAAUGAAAUCGUCAAAAGAAUUUUGGUUUGGGAUGUUUCCAAUAAUUGGCUGGUUGUCCAAAUAUUCAUUGAAGGACCAGUUGUUGGGGGAUAUCAUUUCAGGAUGCACAGUUGCAGUCAUGCACAUACCACAAGGGAUGGGUUACGCUCUCUUAGGUGGUGUGUCCCCUAUUAUUGGAUUAUACAUGGCUUUUUUUCCUGUUUUAAUUUAUGUGUGCCUUGGAACUUCUCACCAUAUAUCUAUUGGUACCUUUGCUGUUACCUCCUUGAUGACUGGUAAAAUUGUUAGCCAGUAUGGUAGCCGUGAUUAUGCCAACUCUUCAAUAAGUGAACAUUCAUUCAAAAUGGAUAACAUUAGUAGUAACUACUAUACCAACCUUGAAGUGGCAACUGCUGCAUGUUUUAUGGUUGGAAUUUGGCAGACGUUAAUGGGAAUUCUCAGGUUAGGGAUUUUGGGAAUCAUAUUAUCCGACCACCUUGUUAGCGGCUUUACUACCGGUGCUGCCAUCCACGUUCUGGUUUCUCAGACGACAAAUCUGUUGGGAUUAAAAAUCCCUCGCUUUACCGGAUCAUUCCAGCUCAUUCGUUCAACCGUUGCAAUAUGUGGUGCCCUUCCCAAAACUAAUCUUGCAGAAGUUGUCGUCUCUUUCAUUGCUAUUACGAUUAUGGCUGUUCACAACGACUGGCUGAAACCCUGGUAUGGAAAAAAAAUGAAGUUCCCUAUUCCGACAGAGCUCCUUGUUAUCGGAAUUGGAACUGCGGCUUCCUAUUUAGGGAAACUGUCUAGCGACUACGGAAUUAAUAUUCUAAACCAUAUUCCAACUGGAUUUCCCACACCACGGAGCCCACCGUACGAGCUAUUUCCUUCUAUUAUUCAAGACACGAUUCCCGUUGCUAUAGUAGCCUAUGUCAUCAGUUUGUCUAUGGCCAAGAUCUUUGCCCGAAAACGAGGAUACGAAAUAUCAAGCAAUCAGGAGUUGAUCGCUCAGGGAGCAGCAAAUGUAUUUGGCGCUUUUUUCUCUUGUAUGCCAGUCUCAACCUCUCUUUCACGAAGCAUGUUACAAGAAUCUGUCGGAGGUGAAACUCAACUAGCUAGCGUCGUGUCCUGCGCUUUGAUGUUAAUCAUUCUUCUUUGGAUGGGCCCUUUUUUUGAAUCUCUUCCGUUAGCUGUUCUUUCUUCCGUCAUCAUCGUGUCCCUAAAAGGGAUGUUCAUGCAAUUUCGAGAUUUCAUCUCUGCGGUGAAAACUUCACCGCUAGAUUCGAUUGUUUGGAUGUCUACAUUCCUAGCGGUAGUCAUUGUGGACAUCGAUAUCGGUCUCGGUGUCGGAGUCGUGGCCUCAGUUACCGUUUUGAUCUAUCGUGGACAUCGUCCGUAUGCUGCAACUCUAGGUCAUUUGCAAGGAACUGAAAUGCAUGUCGAUGUUGAACUCUAUUCCGCUGCUGUCGAAGCACCUGGUAUCAAGAUUUUCCAUUGGGCUGGCGCGAUUCACUUUGCAAACGGCGAAACUUUUCGGCAUGUCGUAGAUAGUCAACUUGGUGUAAUAAUGAACCCCGACGUUCCAGUAGCGAAUAUUGAGUACCUGAUCCUCGAUUGUUCUGCUUUGUCUUACGUUGAUCUAAGCGGUACAAAAAUCUUAACUACUUUACACAAAGAUUUAAUGAAAAGUAGAGGCAUUACUCUUGUUUUGGCGAAUUGUUCUGAACCCUUGUUGCAACAGCUCGAGCGACAGAAGUAUUUUCAAUCGUUUCCAAAGUCUCAGGUGUAUCCUUCGAUUAUAGAUGCAGUAAUGACAAUCGAAAGUAGUAUUCGAUGCAAAAAUGGAAGUUCUCCCAACUCUGCGGUAGUUACCGUUGAUUAGGGCGCCACGAAAAUGUGACCAUGUAGUAAUCACAUUUUUAUAGAAAUUUAGUAUAAUCAUAUUCAAAGUGGAAUACUUAGAUCGUCUUAUCAUUUAUAUAGUCUAAAUGGGUUGUGCAAUCUGUAGCAAAAAAUGUUUGUUACUAAAAGAUUUCUCAUUAACUACUCGACUAACGGUACAAAAGUAUGUGUAUUCGUAUUUUCUUUGAUGAGUACCGGUAUGUUUAUUUGUUGGAAUGAAGCCCCGGCCUCGCUGUAGCUUAACCAUUAAUGACCAUAGAUAUCUAAAUGAUCUUCGUUGUUCUUUCCGGAAUUGAAUGGAGAAUAAUUGUUCAUAAUUCUACGACAUGUUUUGAAUUUGAAAUCGAGGAAUUGUAAUGGUGAUAAUGACACGAAAAUAACAAUCUCUGUUUCAAGUGA
Molecule: messenger RNA, 2558 nt
Organism: Daphnia pulex (common water flea)
Lineage: Eukaryota; Metazoa; Arthropoda; Branchiopoda; Diplostraca; Daphniidae
Product: sulfate transporter-like
Exons: 6
Coding region: 112-2139 (675 amino acids)
Biological process (GO): transmembrane transport
Cellular component (GO): membrane
Molecular function (GO): bicarbonate transmembrane transporter activity; chloride transmembrane transporter activity; sulfate transmembrane transporter activity
Source: RefSeq, a predicted model, not a curated record